Molecule: messenger RNA, 22863 nt
Organism: Chilo suppressalis (striped riceborer)
Lineage: Eukaryota; Metazoa; Arthropoda; Insecta; Lepidoptera; Crambidae
Source: the annotation of a GenBank genome assembly
AGAAUAUAUACACUACGCGAAAAGAAGCGACACUUAAGCAUGUGUGCUCGUAAAAUCGCCCGCGGCUAUGUGUGGGUGUCUGGAGGUGCGCGGGGGCGUUGCGCGGCGCGCGGGGCGUGGAGACGGCAGUCGCCGACUGCCUCGACCGAAGGGAUGGCAGUAGCGAAAUAGUAAAAUAAUAGCGUUGCACUGCAUUGCACGCACAGACUGACUACGCUACGCAAUCUUAUUAUUAUUUAGAUAAUAAUAAGAAUUAUAAAACGAAUCGAAAAAGGAGAAAACAUAUAAAAGUUAGCAAUUUGUUAUAGUACCUACAUUAAAAGAUUAAAAAUUGAUUAUAAAAUCAAACCUAUCCUUCAUUAUUUACCCCAGUAUCCUUGAAUCAGUUUACAUUUAAUAACUUACUAUGCAUAAAUAUUCAUUGGCACAAGUCUAAAUUCCAAGUUCAACCCUAGCGCAUACACGCUCCUGCUCAAGGUCACUGACGCUGGAACUCUCACGUACACAGAGUGUCACCGCUGUGCCUUCACAGCUCUGUGCAACGCAUGCUUUUUUCCAUGUUUGCCAUUAAAUUCUUAAACUUAUGCUAUAGUAAUUGUUUAGUUCUUAGUAUCUUCGCCGCACUUCUCCUAUGGUAUGUGUGCGUUACGCCAAUCGCACUGAAACUUAGAUUUAGGUUGUUUCGAUCAUUAUCAAUACAUUAUACUUUGGUGACAAGACAGAUAAACUACUCCAGUUUCAACGAUUAAAAAUGUAUAUUGACACAACUUUUUUAUUUUCGCUAUCGAAGAUUUUUAAUUAUAUUCUAUCAUCUGCCAUCGUUACACAUUUACCUACUUACUAACGUUCUAAUUAAAUCAAGGUUAAGGUCGACUUUGUUAUUGCAAAAACAAAUUUAAACUUUCACUUUGUAACUACCUCAAUGCGAAAGUUCAUUUACAAAUGUACACCUAAAACAAUGUUAUCCCUAGUAAAAACAAAUCUAGAACUGUUUAUAUUACUUUUGUAGUAACUACUUCCCUCUCAUUUUUGACGAUAGUUUACUCGGGCUGUAGUUUUUUUGAAGAUUACAACACUUGCAUUUUCAUAUUGAUUUUUUGGCCAGGAGCCCAACAAAACCCUUACUUAAAGUUUGUAGAUUUCGGUAUAUUUAUAUACUAAGGUAGUAUAAUAUGGUUCGAUUGCUAUAUUCGUAGACCACAUAAUUAAAAAUAAUAAACUAAAUGUUCAUAUUUUUAUUUAACUGCCUAAAUAUAAUGAAAUUUACUAAACUUCAGUACAUAAGAUUGACCUACACUAUAUGUACCAACGUUGGUGGUUAUCCAAGUGAUUACAUAUAGUAUGUUGUGCCAAGCCAAGCGAUCAGCGCGGCUCGUUACCUAACAGGCUAUCGUGGCUUUCAGUACAUAUUUUGUUGACCACCAGUGUCGUUUUCAAUAUCGCACACUUUUAUCAAUAUAUAAAAGUGAAGGAAUUUAUUAUCCAAUAAAUUUAUAACCCCAACGGAUAAGAACAAUAACUAUAUUCUAGUCGGUGAUAUUAUCAUUAUACAAUAAUUCUCUUGGUGCCUAUUUAGAUAAAACUUAAAGUAUUGUUGUGGCGAAUGGCAUAUAAGAUAAGGUAUUUUAUUGUAUGGGAUCAUUAAAAAAGACGUUGUGGCAUACGUGCUUAGUCAUUUGUUCUUUGACUGCGAUUACUGUAACAAAGUGUUUUAAGUGCUUCGUUUUCAACGCCUUCAGCAAUAAAAUGGUUAACGACUUGGUGGAUGUUAAGGUAGCGUAUUUAGGCACUUGAAUUUUAAUUUCGAUUUAUUUCAUCACAAUGAUUAGGUAUAUUAACAAAAAAAAUUUAAAUAAAAAGAGAACCGUUUUCUCACACGGAAGUUUCCGGAUUCCGUAACAUCGUUAACAUUUCAUAAAAAAAAGUCAAGCAAAACCUUCAAAAACAACAUUUUGAUAUGCAAAUUUCAAUCAGAAUGGUUUUCAUUUUAAUUUAAUUAAGCAUAUAGGUUGAUGUCAUCUUCUUCUUGACUACGAAUGUUUUGACAACAUUGUAGCUUGUUGCUUUGCCCGCACCAUAUUUUGCUCCAAUCCCAAAAUGUGUCUGAAAAUCGAAACGUUGGUGGUAGUUACUACAAACACAAGAUAUAGAUGUUCACGUCAUUAUUUAAAGUAUGAAUCUGAAAUUAUUCGUUUGUAAAGUUCUUGUGCAAUUUCAUAGUGGUAACACUAGGAAACAUGAGCUUGGAAAAAGAAAUAGAUAUGAUCAUUUUUUUUGUUUGAAAAUAUAAAUUUUAUGCUCGGUGCAACAUCUACAAAAGGCUUAUGCAACGUGGAUAGAAAUAAAAGAGUAAAAGCAGUCCCGCCCUUCUAGGAAAACUGUCGCGAGUCAUUAUUAUAGAUGGAUAUAUUUUUCUUCAUUGAUAUCGCUUUAAGCAUUCUUUUCCAUGAAUGAAACUGUUGCGUAAUUUGAAACGCCUUAAAAUUUUGGAAACGCAGAAGCUACUGGCAUAGCACGCUCUUGAUGUGAAUACAAAUGUAACACUUUCAUUCCUGAAGAUGUAGAAUCUUAAAAAUAAAAUGCAUAUCAUUGGUAACGUGCAGUAAAUAAUCCAGUUAGUUUUUGGUUACAGUCUACAGAAAAUUAACUGUAGUCUUUGAAUCGAAAUUACCGGGCUUGCACUUCACAGCAAAUCUUAGUAAAUAUUUGUAUUUUUUCUUGUAUUUUUGAAUUAAAAUAAUCAAAAAACUGCUUAUAAAAUCAAUGACACGUGUCGAAUAUUUUUAAUUGAAAAGGAUAUAUUAAAACUAACGAUAUCAAAAACAACUUGUAAAAACAAUAAUUGUAAUUCAAACCUCUGUGGUUUUAAGAUGCGAUUGAUUACAACAUUAUAAUAAUAUUUCUUUGAAACUGAAAACAAGUCUCGCAACUCAGUAUUUCUACCGUAAAAAGUUGUGAGAUCCAUGUAGGUAAUACCUACCAAGUCGGUUAAUUUCUUCCGUCCCUGCUUAAGGGACCUUCUGUCUUUUAAAUAAAUAGAUUGACUUGGCCAUCGCAUGAAGACACAAUGUAUGGCCAUAUUGACGAUUGCAUGAAAACAAAUGCAUGAAAACAUUAAAGUAGGUUGUUUAGUGCGAUCGCCAAGUUAACCUAUUUAUUUAACCUAUAUUGGUAUAACAUGGAUCUCACAACUUCUUACGAUAGAACUGAGUUGCGAGACUUGGUUUUUUACAAGUUAUGUAUUUGAUAGCAUCACAUUUCUUUUUGUAGAUAGUCGUACUUUUUUUACUUUCCUGUACCUUUUAAUUCUUGAAUACAAAUGAUUUUCUUAAAGUCCUCUGUCUGUAAGAAAAGCUCAUAUUCUUAUUUUUGUAGGUGCAAAUUUAACUAUAUGAAUAUAACCUAUAUAUUCAUAUAGGAUUACAAAGUUAUUUAUACAGUCGGUGUAUCUAGAAAACAAGACCGAAUUUCAAAAUAUUUAGGUUUUUUCUUGAUUUAUACACUAAACACUAAUUGCAUUCAAAAGUUGAAGCUUCUAUGUCUGCACGAAGAACAGUGCUCGAAACCAUGGGUUUCAUGAUCAGUCAAUCAGUGAGUGACAAAAUUAAGAAACAUUGCAACCAGUAGCAUGCUUGGUUAGUGAAAAUUCAGGCUUCUACUUUUAUCCACAACGAAGUUAUAGGGGUCGAAAAUAGCCUCAACUGUUUCGAGAAAAGUAUGGUACGGCCGUGCCUUUUUUGAUCGACUCCUAUGUACAUUGUUCUUAUAGCCAAAUUUUUUCCCAUAAAUUUUUGUGUUGUUGUAAUAAAUAUACAUCGUAGGGAAAUGAGGAAACCAGGGAUUCCAUGAAAUUAAUAAGAAGACAUAAACUACACAAUAUUCGCCAUCUAUCGUGAUUUCGUGAAAUCCCUGGUUUUGUCAUUUCCCUACCAUAAUUAUGUAGAAUAUUGAUACUUAAAAUAAAACGUGAGCAGUCCCGGGCUGUGGGUACUGUACUUGUAUACUUUCAAUAUAUGCGGCGAAGGUACUGUAAAAAUGUUUUUUACAGUACCUUCGCCGCAUAUAUUGAAGGGCUAUUUCUACUCGUCUCUAGCAAGGUAUCCUUCUGGUAAGGAAAAGUAGAAUUCUUCUUCUUCUACAUAAUAAGCGUGUGUAAAUUAAUGAAAAAUGUUUCUACGAAGAAUUAUAUCUCGUUCAGAUAAGUAAAAAAUACCCAAGGCGUAUGACAGAUAACAAUAAACGAGCAUUAGUAAUCCGCUGCAAUUCAACAGCAAUAAAUAUAGAUACCUGUAUUUAUUGUUAAUUUGUGAGUUAUAUUUUACAAUAUUAUAUAUUUUAUUUCGCCACCUUAUGCACAAUCAAUCUUUAAACCAAACAGAUCUGUAACCUGAUACAAUAGCAAGUACGAGUAUAUAUUUACAUUUAUUAUGUUAAAAUGUUUACAUUGCAAUGGAAAUAAAUAACUACGCUUUAUUCUCAAAUUAGGUAUAGUAAAUACCUAUUUAGAUUUUUCAGAACUCUUUGACCUAAUGACUUAAAAUUAACUGUUUAUUUAUCAUCUCUCUCUCUCUCUCUCUCAUCAAAUCAAAUGAUGAAUUUGAUUCCAAAGCCUGGAAUGUGCAUUUUAAAACUUCUAAUGUGCUGGUCAAAAAUAAUAUAUCUAUAACCUUCUUCCUGACGCAAAAACGGUAAUUAAAAAAAAGAAAGUCUUAAAAAAGAUAACAAUCAUGCGUGUCGAUUUUGAAACUGAAAAGACUCUUCGCAGUUUAGUUUUAAUAAAUAUCAUAUCUUAACUUAUUUAUGUAAUACGUAAGUAUGACGUGUCUCUUGAUAAUAUAAUUCGCGUAGUGUGUGAUCGGAGGCACGUCGGCAACGCACACGCGGGUUACCUCGCCACGCCUUCAAGCCGGGACCCGCUGAGCCGUUGCACUCAUGACAACCUGUUUGCAUUAUUAUGAAAUACAUCUACAGCAUCAUAGUAUGACAAUGCCGUCUUUUAAGUCUUCGCGACUUACACAAUACUACAUUUAGUUUCACCUGCAUUGCAUAUCACACUCAGUUGAUGAUGGAUAUAUUGUACCUACACGCUGUUAAUAUUGAAAAUAACUUCUGUCUCGUUAUGUUUUUUACUAAAAACGACAUAAGAAAUGCGGAUAUUCAAUUGUUAAGGGAAAGAUUUGUUAGGAUGGGGAAGUAAGACACUUAAAUGUUUUUUGAAAGUUUGUGGCCAAAUGUAUCAUCGAAUUAACCCGUCCAACAAUUAAUUUUAUGAAUCUCUCAUAAUUGUCUAUUUACAUAGACUUCUUUUUAGACAUUUACUCGUUACAGACAUAAAAUAAUAACAUGUUAAAAUUUUGAGAAUUAAUAAAAUGAAUAUUAGACGCAAAACCACCUCAUAAUAUGUAAUACCGAAAUUUUUCCCAGCCAAUCAAAAUAACUUUCAUGUAUUAAUGAAUCACUUGCUUCUUCUUCUACUUGAAAAAACACUAAAGCAUUUUCCAAUACUAAUCACCAUACUCCAAAAGUAGUAGGUAUUUAUUUUACAUAUGAAGUAACUGACGCAACUACUUCCUUUUCUUGCAAUCACCAUUGCCCAAUCUAAGGAAUGGUGAAUGCCUAUUUGAUAUAAUAUAAUAUAAGAGUAAACCUACUGGAAACAUUAAUUUGAACAUGCAGCGAGCUUUUCGUUCUUAUAGUUUACGAUACCUUUCGUAUGAUGUAUAAAAAACUGUACGUACUCAAUAUUUUGUCAAAUGGUACAUUCUUGAAAGUUGUUUUACAAAAUCACUCAGCUCACUACACAACUGCUCAGUAGUGGGAGACGUGGGCGUGAAUGGAGAAGCAAUGUGAGAGCAACACUUUUAUAUUUAUUUAUUUAUGACUCAAUACGCAAUGUGAUUUUUCGUGAUCCACGUCACGUCACAGGUUGUUUGUAACCAACAAAUCAAGGCAAGCGCUACGUGUCUGGCAUGAGUCGCAAUUCUCUUGUUUUCCUAUACUAUCUAGGAGGGGGUUCACCUAAAGACAAGUGCAACUAAACUUAGUUUACACAUGACCAAAACUUUAGAAUUAUAACUUAGAAAGCCUAAAGUAACAUUAUAUAUGGAUUAUUGAACCUUGUUUGAAUAUACUAAAAGCAGGAAAAUAAAUCAAUCUGCUCAAUGCUGCUAUACUUCCUACGUUCUAAAAUAGGUCUACUUAUAGAUACUACUAUGGCCACACUUCUAGAUGUCAAUUAAAUAUUAAGUUCGAAUUUUGAUAACUUAAAUAUUAUAAGUAAUCUUUAAAUUUAAAGAAACAACUCCUGGUUUAUAAGCAUAUGCUUAUUUCUGGUUACGCAACUUACCAGUUGUUAUAUUGAACUAAUAACCAGAAAUAUCUAGGCAACUAAGCUCUUUUAGGCCUACCUAUCUCCUAUGAAAACUCAGUGUAAUCUUGAUUAAAGCCAUUAAUGAAGCAUUGCAUUUAAUUCACUUCUCUAGGUGCGGCCAUCAGUGUUAGACUUUUUGGUAAGAUGCCAGUACCAUAAGCAGUGUGUUAUGCUUGGAUAAUUGCAUAAAUGUAAAAGACCAGCGAAGUUCCAUACUGUCUUUCACCUCUAUAGGUGAGAUCUAUUCUUCCUAAUUCUUCUUAUUUCUUAAUUCUGCCUCUAUAGAUGAGAAAUUUUCUUAAAUUCUUUUUUAACAGACGCCUUUUACUCAUAAUCUAUGUUCGUAUCAAAUUCCAUCUCCUUCGUAUCAUGCCCUUUAGGUCAAACGGUUAUUUAAAUUUCGGAUAAGUCGCACAAGUUAACAUUGACUAAUAAAAUACAUUGAAGUUCAUGGACUUUGCUUCUGAAAUCUUAAAAAAAAUGUUUAGAAUAUAUACAAGGGAAUAAACAUGAAAAUAAGCCUAAUAUUUUCUAAAAUUAAGUAAAUAGAAAUACAGAAAUCAGCAAAUUUACAUUUUGCUACGUCUACGACGAUCUGACUACACAGAGCUGACUACAAUAAUAAGAAAAUUAGUUACAGAUAUUCACCGUUUCGAUAUGGACUGACAAUUCGUUUACUGUAAUUUAAAAUUCUGGCCUCAGAAAAAUUUAAAUAUGUAAAGUGAUAAAAUACAACUUUGCUAUAAAUGUUAUUCUUUAAGAAAAUUAAUUGCUUUUUUUGUUUUUUUUUACCGCGUUUUAUGGUAAAUAGUUCAUAAAUGUUUGCUUUGACCUUUUCGAUAUGUUAAAGUUUUUUUAAUGAAAGUUAUUUUUACACAAAAAUGCUAAAUAGUCAUUAAAAUCCUCAGCAGCCUAUUAAUAUCUAUACUGCCAGAGCACAUGCCUUGCGUUUAGAUUUAAUAGAGAGAACCGGCCAUGAUCCACCACACAGAUGAGGGCAUUCAUUUGAUGCAGAUUACCUUUUGGUCAGUCUUUAUAUCAUCGUGGAAGUAGCUUUACUUCCAGGAUCGCAGACCAAACGCACCAGCUACUUCGCCAAAGAGUAAUCUUUCUUACACGAUACAACAAAACCCCACCUUAUACACAAUAUUAUUCAGUGAAAAGUAUGUCACUAAUAUAGACCUGAUUUUUUUCAGAAUCCUAUUUAAAAGGAUGACAUUGUUUCAAUACAAGUAAUAAACUAUGUGUGAGCUCAAUGUCAUUCCAAGCAUUCAUCAGUUUUUGCGUAAUAGAAAAUUAGCAGGAACAUGAUCUAACAUUCUAAAGGUGCUAUCCGACGAUCUGUGUUGUCGCGGGCCAGGCCGCGCUGCGCAGGUUUGCCAAACGUAUGAGAAGUCGAACGUAUUAGAUAGCAUAAUAAAUCUGUACUUACUGAGACGAUCCUGUGUGGACUGGACAUUUAUUUACUUUCUGAUGAAAUUUUUGGUUUGCGUAUAUGACACAAACAGUCAACAUUAUUCAAAUUUCAUAUCAAAGUGUAUUUACUUCGUAUUAUGUGUAUAGAUACUGCUAAAUCACGAAGGUUAGGGUUUUCAUACUUUUGGCAACACUGCGUGGCGCGGCCUUGUCUGAGACAACACAGAUCAUGGGAUAGCACCUUAACAUGCAUAACUACUAAAAAUUGGAGCGCGUUUAUGUCUUUUUUUUUUAAACAAAAACAACAGUCAAAAAUUUAUGCAUUAACAUAUUCAUUAUUUUAACAUUAUACCAUAAGCCACUUCACCUGGCAUUAUUUUCUUAAUGAAUAUUGUAUUUUUAUUAAAAUUAUAGCCAAAUAGGUAUCAGUGGCAAUUAUUUAAUUUGCGUAAUUUGAGUAAUUUCUGCAUCUAUUUUUAUACAUGAUUUUUAAUUUAUUCGGAAUAAAACGGAAUCGAAACCUGCGAGCUCGAAAGUCAUAGGUUUCUUACGAGGAAAAACAAAUAAAAUUCGACAUGGAAAUUCCCGUUGAUUAUAUUAUAGGAACUGGGCAUAACAGUUUUCUAAGAAAACUUAGUGAUAGAGUACUAACUGAUAUAAGACACAUUCGUAAUAGAGACUCAACGUAAGAGAAGUGUUCAAGAAAAUCGAUCGAUUGUAACGAAAAACAAUUAUCGAGUGCGACAUUAGCCAUUAUGGUUCGAAGCUAAUCGACUAGUUGGAAUUAAGCACAUUUUAAGCAAAAUAUCUUAAUAUUAUAACCUUGUUAGAUAAACAAGUAUUGUAGGAAGUCUUAAUCGCUUGAUCAUAAUAUAGAUACUUAUAAUAUAUAUAUUGCAGAUUGACCAGUUAAUUCAGUUCCUUGUUUGCAAUCAAUGUCAACGAAAUUAAAAUAGAUAUCAGAGUAGUUUGCUCUUACAACGUCAAUAGCACAAUCAAGCACAAAACUGUUUUUCUCAAACAUGCUUGGAAAUGUGAGCAUUAUUUUGACAACCUUCUUCGAGAUAAAUCUAAAUUACUGUACUCUGCAAAAGUUGUAUUAUAAUCCAUAUAGUUUUCGUGAGCUCGCACUCGUACUAAGGGUACUGAUCUUAUUGUUUUCGUUUCAAUCCAAAUAAACAGUGCUUAAAUUCUAUCAUUAAAUCAUUUGCGUCUCCUUAAAUUUUAAGUAUAUUUGGUUACUUUUCACCAAAAUAGACAUAGAAACAUAAUUUACAAUUACGAAAUCGAUGAUAGUUUUCGAGAGCUCGCACUCGUACUAAGGGUACUGUAGGUUGCUUACAAAGUUUGAGUCAAAAAGAAUCAAAAACCAUUUAUGCAGUCUAGGCUAAUAGUACACUAGUGAAGGUCAAAUAGCUACGCCAUCGGUUCGCAAAUCUACUGUGGGAGACCUUGUACUGAGAAGAACCGGCAAGAAACUCAGCAAGGGCUGCUUUUUUCUCCCUGUGUGCAAAUGAUUUUACUUUUAUUAUAUACAAAGUCGAAAAUCAGGUUGAAAAAUUACUUAUGGGAUAAUUCAGAAGUCAACUUCCAUUACAUAAUUUAGAAUAUAUACAAUGUUUUAUUUAUAGUCAAAAUAUUUUACGCGAUACUAAUUUAGAUUUUUACCCCAUUUUGGGUGGUCUUAUUUCAAAACAUCAUUCCAUAAUUUUUGCACAUGGUAUUAAAGGAAACUGUUUGCAAAAUUUCAGCUCUCUAGGUCAAAAAGUUUGGACUAAUUGUUGACGAGACCCAGAGCAGGCUCUUCAGAAUCCGUUUCACUUCUUCAUGCGUUGAAUUUUAAAAUAUCCUUUCUUUUUCCUUGUACACAUCAUACAAGGAAACUCUGUGCAAAAAUUUCUGCAAGGUUUUGUUCUGGACGUUGAUCCGAAUUCAACCAAUUAGGUUGAUUAAAGGGUUGAUGUUUGGAAAAUUACCUAAGAUGUGUUUGUUAGUAGUAGUCAUAAAUUAAAAUUUUUAUUCUAUUUUUUCGCCAUACAGACUUUGAAUCUUUUUCUUUACCCCUUCGAAUUUUACUCCUACUACUUGCUUUAUUUCUUUGUUCACUAUGCGAAAUUUGUGCAAAAAGCUUUCUGAGUUCAAAUGUAUGGUCUGGAUGUUGAUGAGUCAGACAGUCAGGCCUUGUAGGUAUAUUAUAGAAGUAGAACUUUUAGGAUUUAUUGUUGAAUCACCGAAGAAAUGUAGUUAUAUUUUCUACUAGAGGAUAAGACAGACAUCGUACCGCUCGAUUAAAAUAUAUAAAAAUAACUUAAAACUCAACUCCUUAUCUCCUCCCCUAUUAGGUAAAGUUGUAAGUUAAUUUUCUUACAUUUUUUGGGUAAUUUCCUUAAUUUUUUCUCGUGCGAAUUUUCAAAAAAGUAGAAAACUUAAAAAAAAAAGAAUGAAAUCGGGAAAAUCAUAUGCAUUUUUUACAUAUUAUACAGAAGAUAAAACUUAAGCAAUUCCUCAAAAAAAUAACAGUAGCAUAAACCUUUAUAAUAUAAGAUAACUGCAAUCAGUUAGUUACUGAUGAUAUCUAGGAAUUCGUCGUAAGAUUAUUAAAAAGUCCCUUUCUUAUCUAAAACGAAAAUUUGCACUACUUUCAUAGAUAUAACAAAAACAUUCAUUUAUUAACUUAUGAUAUUAACUUUACUUGUAUGAUCAUAAUUUAUUUAUACACCAAGUUUGAAACUUCAAAAGAAGAAUACUAAUAGCUUGCAUUUAUACCUACACAUUAUAGGUAACCUACACAUAAAAUGCAAAUGAUAAUAUACAUACAUAGGUUGAUUCCAACUUAUUUCAGAAAAAUAAUUUCACAACAAUCUAUAAUUUCUCUCAUCAUUGUUUAACAUCUACAUAACCAAGAACUCACUUUUAAAAAGUCCAUUAAAAAUUGUUAACGAAAUAUGUACUUACUAAUGAUAACAGAAAUAUAAAUAUUUUUUUAGUAAAAUGCUAGAAGUCUGUGCGGAAAGAGAAUGGGAUUUAGAUUGGAGGGCGCUGUAGGGAUUUGCUACCGUAUUUGUAAGGUUUUACCUCUUUUAGACAUGAUUAAAUACAAAAAACCGCAAGAAAUCACAACAACAAACAAAUCCGUAUCAAUACAAAAAUACAAAAAUUUGACGUUUUACAGAUUGCUGGGUUUGAUUGCCAAAUAAAAAUCUUAAUGUUAGUUCCGUUUUUCGCCACGCCCAUUCUCUUUCCGCACAGACUCUACGAGAUUUUGAAUUUCAUAAUGCGCGCUACACUUUAUUGCAUCAUUCUUGUCUACUGACUCUAUUAUUGUUAAAACAUUACACUCCUCCUUUCCUUUCAAAUGAAAUAUUCAGUAUUAUUCAAAUUGAACAAAAAACGUUUGCUAAAUAUGUGAUGUAUUAAAUUCACUAAAUUGGGUAAAUAUUAGGUCAGUUACACAAUAAUUUCAUCGCGUGAACGUGAAGGUCGUCACGUGAGCGCUAGGCGCUAGGUGGCUUCCUGAGGGGCCCGCGCGCCAGUCGUGACGUCACACGUGCGAGCGCGAGCGGGGCGCGGCGGGGCGGGGUGUCUGAGGGUGUGGUGCACAUGCGCGGCCGAUCCGUCCCAAGGUGACCCUCGCGCGACUCGACUGGCAAGUAUUCUGCGUCGCCGGCCGGUCAGAGUACUCUACUCCUUUCACUUCUGCACGACGAAACGGUCACAGAUACCGGUAUUCGCACCAUCGCGGAUACCUUUGUAAUUCUUGUGCUCGGUGGAAUUUAUGACAGCACCCUGUGGACUCCAACGUUACUCGUUCACCACCUUUUAUCUCAGUCGACGCGAUUGACAAGACGAAUCGAUAUGCGUCCGGCACGAGAUAUUGUAAGUAAUAGAAAAUCAGAUAUUUGCAUGCGUUACAAUAAAAACGUAGUUAGCUCUUUUACACUAGGCAAUUGGCACAAGUAUUACUCUGAAAUAAGAUGGUAAACUCAUCAAAAGGUAAAGGAGAAGCACUGAUAGGUAAAGUGAGGUUAUGUCCAUACAACUACCUUUGGUAAAGUUGUAUAAUAUAAUACAUUUAUAACUUAUAGUAGGUCCAAUUUUCCUUUUUAUCUACAUGAAAAUUAGGCAUAAAAAUUGUCGGUUGUGUACUCUACAUUUUUAGGCAAAACGAUAAAAACGUUAAAUUUGUAAAAAUCACAAUUUACGUGCACACAAAAUAUUUAAUGUUUACUUUUUCAACACUCAUAGAUAACGGAUCGAAGUCGACGGCUAUAAUUUUUAUUCUUUGAAAGUAGUCCGCAUCACAAGGUCGACUUGAAGGUCACCCGUUAGGCACAAGUGCCCAAAUGUCAAAGACAUCAUAAGGAAAAUAACUGGGCGGCUUGUUUGCAGUACAAUUUAUCACGAAAAAGAAAACUGUCGCUAAAUUCAAUAGCAUAUUGCACCGACUGUUCACUAAUUUAUUUAUAAAAUUCAAAACGUACAAUGAUCAUGAUCAUAGUAGGUUGUAAAAUUUUAAUUAUUUACAUAUAUACCGUAGUCUCCAUUUAAAAUACAGUUUAUUUGAUUAUUGUAUUUUAGUUCACACAGCUUGCUUUCAAUGAAAAUGUAGAGCUAGCUGAUUAUGUAUUUUUUAAUUUAGUUUUCUCCUUUAGAUUGCCUUGGGUAGGCCUACCUAUCCAUUUCUAGUAACAUCUACGUUAUUGAUUACAAUACUUUACGUUUUUCUCUUUAAUUAAAGAAUCGAAUUGAUAUUUUUUGAGGGUCUCAGUACCAGGGAGAAUGGUUUUCUGUGAUAAACCCACUGUUACAGUAAUCUACUAUUAUUUUCUGUUUUUUUUUCAUUUUUAUGUCAGUUUUUGACGAAACAAUAUGAAGAUAGGAUAAAAUGCAGCAAUCGCUGAUUUUUUCCUGGUUCUUUUUAAUAUUAUCAUAAUCCCUUAUAUGCGAGUACAUUUACGAUUUUUAACUUUCAUGAAAAAAAUUUGAAAUUAUUAUUUUAACAAACUCUCUUGUGAUAAUAUAGAAAACUUUUAGUUUGAAAUUUAAGUCUCUUAGUGUAGGGGAUUUCUGUAAUGGACCUUCUGUUCUGGUUCUUCUUAAUAUUAAUAAUAUUCCUGAAUUAUAUGAGUAGAUUAACGAACUCUUAUUUGAUUUUUACUUUCAGAAAAUAAGUUAAAGCUUUUUUCCUAACUAGCUAAUAAUAUAAUCUCUCAUGUGUUUGUAUACAAAAACUUCUAGUUGUAUUAAUUUAUGGUUUCUUACAAGUACAAAAAAAGUAUACCAUGAUAAGCAAAACUGUCUUAUUUCUCCAAUUUGUCCCUUUUUUAUGUGUUGUGUGAAUGUGGUAUUAUAUCUUUUGUCUAGGUGCGUAAUGUUAACAUUAUUAGACACAUAUUUUAGCACAUCCAGUAAGAAGCGAAACUUCGCCGGUUUUAUCCGGAUCAUAAAUAAAUAACAGCCCGAAAAUGUCAUAUGAUAAUUCGGCGAACAUGUUUUUUAUAUUAGCACAUAGCUACGUGUAGCAGCUGUAUUUGUGAGACUGAUACUUUUCUUGUUAUUUUCAUUAAAGAAUCGUUUUAUUUGCUAAACAUUAAUUUUAUAAGUAUAAUAUAUAUGACUAGGCACUUUAUAUAGAAAUCUAACUAAAACAUGACAACACUGAUACUUAAACGAUAUCAUUAGAGUACAAAUUCUGAAGUACCAUUAAUACUGGACUUUGGACUCAUUUAAUUUGAUGCUCUUAUGUUGGUCGCCAUACAAUAAAACUCUAGGCCAAAUGUCGACGAAUAUUCUUACUAUUUUGUUUUUCAUAGACACUAAAUUUGGAGAAUUACUUAUAAGUAAAUCGUGAAAUUUAUUAGAUACUUAUUUUAAAACGUGAUGGUAUACGAACAGAAUAUUUUUUUCUAAAGGUAAUUCGAUUUAUCGUUUAAUACUCUUACCAUUACAUCACAUUAAACUUAAAUUGGUACCUACUACAAUCAAUCAAAUUUCUUGAAUAUGUAUUGGAUCACUAUGCUAUAUUUUUUUUACUCCUAUUUGACUAUACUUAUAAGUAUAUUAGGUAUAUUUCAGGUUUUUCUGGAAAUAGAGGUUUUUGCCUACGUAUAUUUAAAAAAGAUGUAUUGAAUUCACUAAAAAAACUUUUUUGAACAAAAUCCCGCUAUAAGCUGUUUACAGUAUACAGUGAUCAUAAACCAUAAUACGAGCGGCACUCUAGUAUCAAAGGAUCCUAACGAAUAAAUUGCCAUGACGCAAACGUUAUCACAUCCGAUGUAUUCAUCGACCAAAUGGACUAAUGCUGCUAAUGAUGACUGGCAAGAACACAGUACUUACACCGCUUUCAAUAUGCCUAUUAUCAUUAAUAACACAAAAAAUAUAAAAAAUUGAUUCGUCAUAAAUAUACAUUGCAGUUAAGGUACCUAAACUACGAUGAUAAAAAACCACUACAUAAAUUAGCUAAGAUCAAUUAUGUAACUAAUAUUAUGAAAAAGGAAUGAUUAGAUUGUUUGUUUGUUUCUACUGAAAAUAGGCUUCCGAAACUACUAGACCGUUUAAUAAAUUCUUUCACAUUUAGAAUCCUACGUUAUCCCUGAUGAACAUAGGCUAUAGUAUAAUUGACAAUAAAGCAAAGUGAUGUACUAAAUAAAACUAUAGUUUUAUUUAAUGAGUGAUGUGCGUGAAAACCUAAGAAACAAAUGAUGUACUAAAAGAAAGUUUGCAAUACCAUAUGUAUAACUAUUACAGUUAUCUCGCAACUACAGAUCUCCUGCGGUUUUACUCGCGUUAAUUUCAGGAAAAAGGUUAUAGUGAGUCAAACUUAAAAGAUGGACAUAUGCUGUCUUGGGCUUUUUAUAGAACUUUUAAAGGGGAACAAUUCUGUCUUACAUGAUUUUUGUGAACUUGAACCGUUUACCCCGCGCACGCAACGAAAGCGCACAAAUGGAAUAUUUUUACCCGUUUUUGCAACAUUUUUAUCGAUGCUCCGCUCCUCCUGCACCUCAUAGCACAAACGAAUAUCGAAUAUAGUUUAUGUUCUCAGGCUUGUAUUAUAUACAAUGACUUUUUUCAUAUAAUUAUAAACUUUCCGUGAAACUUUAUUUAACUGAUUGGGAAAAUUUCGUUGCGUUGUUUAGGACCCGUUGUAUAGAAUGCAUCAUUGCUCUACUGUUAAAAAAAAGUGUGUCCCCCUAACCGUUGGUCCAUGUCCUUAUUAAUAAUAUAUCUUCUGACGCAGUGGUUUGCACACACCCAUCACUUUUAUAACUCUGGCUAUUGCAUUAAUGAUAGUAUUUUCUACAAUGUCGAUGUAUCCAAUAUGAUUCUGAUCAUAGAAAUUACAACAUUUUGAAUUGACUCAACACGCGUCACACGGUGGGUUGGCGUCGCAUUUCAUAAGUCUGAUUCAGCCAUAUUGUUUCUUUCUUUUUGGUUGAACGCACUAAUCUCGGAGAAUACUUUUCCGAUUAAAACAAAAUGUUUGUGUUGCAGAGUGCCUUUAUAAAAGAAGGCUAUAGACUAUAUAACAUCACGCUAAGAUAGGCUUGUUGAAAAUAUAUCGAUGUAUCGAUAUAUCGAUAUUUUUUGCCGAUAUAUUUUGAUUCGAUAUAUCGAUACAUCGAUACAAAAUAACCAAUAUCGAAAUUUCGCUGGUGAAUUGGUUGUGCUGAUUUCCAUUAUAUUCUGUGAAGUGUGUGACUGUCUAGUCUUGUUAACGAAAGAGACCCUGCAAUCAUUUACCUGAGAGGCCCUGCAAUCAUUUUCAUCAUUCGAAAAUAGGGUCUAUUUUUAGGGAGAUAAUUUUCGUUCCAUUAUUAUUCCGCGUGUCAUAUUUCGUGAGCUACUGUACGAUAUUUUUGAGAAAAUUGGUCCGAUAUAUCGAUAUAUCGAUGUUUUUUUCGCGAUAUAUCGAAGCCGAUAUUGAUAUUUUUUAAAAGAUUGAUGUAUCGAUAUAUGGAUAUUUUUUUCAACUUUCCACAUCCCUACAAGUUUCCAUACAAAAUUUAACAAUAACAUUUCAGACUCGCAAACGAUAUUGGUUCGUGCUAAGGGUAUACUUAUCUUAGCGUGAAACGAACGAAAUUUUCCCAAUCAGUUAAAUAAAGUUUCACGGAAAGUUUAUAAUUAUAUGAAAAAAGUCAUUGUAUAUAAUACAAGCGUGAGAACAUAAACUAUAGUCUACACUACAACUCUACACCUAAGCGAAGCGAGGGCGGAUCACUAGUUAUAAACAAAAAACUACUUUAUGUGUAUAUUGACUUUUGAAUGUUUGUACUUGCCUAUGCCUAAUAAAUCGUCUGAGUAUAUGAUGUCGAAUAUAUCAAAACACAUAUAAGUAAUAUUAAUCACUGACAUGAGAAGUGAAUCAAGGAUACUGCAUCAGUGAUAUGGUAUCAAUGAAAUGUAUUUCGAUUGACUGAGUAUUUGUGGUAUGUACCGCCAUUUAUCAACUUUGCAAUCUUGACAUAAUCGUUUUUAUGUCUGGACGUCGCGUCGCGCCAUGCCUAGUUAAAAAUCAACGAUAAGAUUUGCACAUGGAAAAAUUUGGCGUCAAAGAUAUUCGAAAUAUACAUAAAUUAUAUUAAUAUGAAAAAGUAAAUUAGCGUGGAACGGUUAAUACAAAUUUGAUUAAUUUACAGGUCACUACAUUAGAAUGGUGGUAUAUUAUUCGUGUGUAUUUUCAUACUUAUUUCAGAUCCGAAUACCUUUCGAAUUUACUUGUUUUUUUUUUCACAAAAAUGGAGCAAAUGGAUGUUUUAUGUUCUGAAGGAAAAAUAAUGCUACAUACAACGAAUUAGAAAUAAAAAUAUGUAAAUAAAAUCUCUAAAGAAAGUUCGUUAACUUUACAUCAUAAGACAGGCACCAGUAUAAAUAAAUGACGCCGGGCGUAUCGUCACGAGACACGAUCUCUAUAAAAAUAAACAAAAAUCUAUGCCAAGAAAAUGCUUCAAAGUGCGUUCGUCCUGACGGCAAGCAAACAAUGUUCUAAAAUAAGCCCCGACUGAGCCACACUGCUAAUAAAUAUUUCGUCUGCAAAAUAACUUUUCUCUUUCCGAUUGAACAUAUUUUGCCUAGAUACGUUUGAAAAUUAAAUGGAGCGUAAGAUCCCGUGCUUAAUUGUUUUUUUGUGAACAAUUAAAUAUUAUCAAAACUUCAAAAAAAUUGGCUAGAAUAUGUUAUAGUCUGAAUUUAAAACGUGUUCAAAAGUUUUUUCCUUGGAUAAAGUUUUAUUUUUUGUCCACAAAUGCUUUGUUAUUUUACCGUAUAAGAUUAAGUUUAUAUUUCCUGACUUCAAAAUAGGACGUCACUCGAGGAAAAAGUUAACUUUGGUUAAUACCGCAUGUAAGUAUGCAGCAUGCAUGCCUUAGUUGUCAUGGAUUUUCCGUACAUGAAAUUUUCUACGUGUUUACGGCUUGUUUUAAUUAAAAACUUAGUGUUAUUUUUAUUCUUAUUCUUAAUUGCAAAUACCAAAUAUCAAUCAAACUAAGUUAAAUUUUACUUAAAGUUAUCAUAUAAUAAACCCGAUAUUAGUAUUUAUUAUUAUUAAAAAUUCUUUAAAAGGCGAAUGGAAAAUGCCGUUCUGUCAGCUGUCCUUAAACGAGAACCAGAUUUAACCGGAUUUUACGCCAGUAUUUUUAUAAGAUAAGAUUAAGUAUGACGCCGACUGGGAUCAUUCAGCAAACACACGCUUAUUACAGAAAUCGCAUAUGUUUUAGUUUUGCAAAGGGCCGGAGAAAACCCUUCUCAACAUAACUUAAAACAUCCAUCUUUUGUCAGAUGGUUCUUUUGUUCACUGCAAACAAUAAGUAUUUUUUUUAAAGAAAAUGCCAAUAAAUAAUAUUUCUCAAUUUCUAUAGCUUGGUCUGUGUUCUUUGUUUCUUUUCGAUUUAAAAAAUUAUUUACAACUACUACAGUAAAAUACCUAGGUAAUGUGAGUGCUUAUUUUUUUUAUUGCAGUAAAAGCAUUAUAUAUUUUUAUAUUCACACUUAUUUUAUAAAUCGAUUAAUCGUCUGUAGCUUAUGAACUGAUAAAACAAUUGUAUAGAGAUUAUGUGGUUGCAUGUUCGUCUAUGCCUAUGGCAUACGCGAUCGAGUUAACACACCCACUCAACACACAUACACAGUUACCACUACUGAUGCAAUAAUAAAUACAGAAAUCAAGGAAUGUGUGCUGACGUCACGAACGAGCCCACGAGUUAACCAAUCAGAAAUCAACAUAAAGUGUCGAGGGUAAACAACUGUACCUCUAAAACACAUUUUUUACAAAAUAAAACAACCUUUCCAGACCCAUGAUCGAAGUAAAAUCAUUAAAACGAUCACGACGAUCAUUAGCACAAUGAAAUUUUCGCGAAAAAAUGAGCUAUCCUUGUAAAUCUCUAAAUUAUCGUGAAUCAUGAGCAUCUGUGCGUUCAAUAUAGUCGUACUCUUCUGUUACAUUGAAAAGUGAAUCAUACAAAAGAGAUAACAACUGCGCUAGUAUUAUGAAUGAAAAGAGCGGGUUUGUAUAGAGCGACUUCAACUGUUGCGGCCGACUGGCCGUAUUCCUCAUUAACUUGCGAGUUUGGCAAGACGUGUUGUAAUUUUAACUCGCGCAGUGAGUUGUUACGUUGAAUUCAAAACUGUGAUACAAUUUGUGCUUCAAAUAAAUCAGAAAAAUGGGCAUGUCUAUCAAUAAUUUACCCUUGAUCCGCGAGGAAUGCGAGAUGCUGCACCUGACAGACAAGCAGCUCAGAGAGAUAAUGAACAGACUUCACAAUGACCUUGUGAAGGGUCUUGGCAAAGACACACACGCCAAUUCUAUUGUCAAGUGCUGGCUCACUUAUAUUCAAGAUUUACCAAAUGGGAAAGAACGCGGUAAAUUUUUAGCUUUGGAUUUAGGUGGCACAAAUUUCCGUGUAUUAAUUAUAAACCUCGGAGAAAACCAUUUUGAUAUGCAAUCAAAAAUAUAUGCUAUACCAAAUCAUAUUAUGACUGGUACAGGUGUCGCUUUGUUUGAUCAUAUCGCGGAAUGUUUAGCUUAUUUUAUGAAGGAACACCAUGUAUACGAGGAACGUUUAGCUCUUGGUUUCACAUUUAGUUUCCCUCUGAAACAACUGGGUCUCACCAAAGGCAUCUUACAACGUUGGACCAAGGGAUUCUCUUGUAGCGGAGUGGUCGGCGAAGAUGUUGUACAAGGUCUUAAAGAUGCUAUUGCAAGAAGAGGGGACGUUCAGAUUGACAUAUGUGCCAUAUUGAAUGACACUACGGGCACAUUGAUGUCUUGCGCGUGGAAAAACCACAACUGCAAAAUAGGACUUAUUGUUGGUACUGGAAGCAACGCGUGCUAUGUGGAGAAAACAGAGAACUGUGAGUUGUUUGAUGGAGAACCAGGCAAGCCUGAUCUACUGAUCAACACUGAAUGGGGUGCAUUCGGGGACGACGGUACUCUGGACUUUGUUCGCACGGAAUUCGACCGCGAAGUCGACAACAACUCCAUCAACCCUGGAAAACAAAUUCAAGAGAAGAUGAUUUCCGGAAUGUACAUGGGAGAACUAGUGCGUCUGGCUUUAGUUAAAUUCACGAAAAUGGGCUUGCUAUUCGGUGGGCGGGGCUCGGAUCUGUUAUUCAAAAGAGGCAGCUUCUACACUAAAUACGUAUCUGAGAUUGAGUCAGACAAGCCUGGCGACUUCACAAGCUGCAUGGAAGUCCUAGAAGAACUUGGCUUGUCACACGCCACGGAGGCGGACAUGGCGGGCGUGCGGCACGUGUGCGAAUGCAUCAGCCGGCGCGCCGCACACCUCGUGUCGGCCGGCAUCGCCACGCUACUCAACAAGAUGAACGAGCCGCGCGUCACCGUCGGUAUCGACGGCUCCGUCUACCGAUUCCACCCGCACUUCCACGCGCUCAUGUGCGAAAAGAUCGCGCAGCUGGUCCGGCCUGGCAUACAGUUCGACUUGAUGUUAUCUGAGGACGGCAGCGGUCGCGGCGCGGCUCUAGUAGCGGCGGUCGCGUGCCGCCAGCAGCUCGCGACGGCGUAAGUCGCAUUCAUGUUCAGCGAUCUCCUUCGAACCUUAGUGGUCUCCAGUAGGCGAGCUACGGGUCUGUUGUGCGUCUCUCCGCUUACUUAUCCUCCCUCACCAUACAAGUACCAAGUACUUAUUGAGCAACACUGGUAGCUGCAACGUUGACGUUCGAAAGUUGCCAUAAUGUUUGUUUGCAAAGUGUGAUGCUUUAAAUGCUUAAAUAGGUUGCUUUUAAGUAUGUAUAUCAAAUUGUGUAAUUCGACUCAAUAGUCAAAAAGUUAACUAAACCAUGUGAAAGAUAUUUAUUAAAUAUCGUUUGAAAGCUUUUUCCUGUUCGAAUGUGUAGACAAAUUUUAUCAUAAGGAAAAAUCAUCCGGUUUUCAGAAAACCUAGCACUUUCUCUCGAUGUACAUAUUGCAAAGUUUAUGUUACGCUUUAAUUGAAAAAAAAAGUAAAUGGUCUGAGAUAGGCACAUUCGACGGACGCCUAAAUCUGUAGCAAUAUAUUAAUGUACUUAUAUAUUUUAUUAUUGCUCUAGUCAGAUAUCGGAGAUUUUAUGAAACUGGCUACUUAAUUAUUGUUCUUGAUUUAUAGCUAUCGGACUCUCGUUCUACUUAAAGACUGAUUUUGGCAGAGAACUUACAAUACAGUACAGAAUACCUCUAAAUAAAAUAAAAACCUAUUGUGUAUAAUUUCAUUAAAGAAAUAGCCGUCCCUGCCCAUGCAUUUGUCAUAACAUAACAGUGCCUAUCUUAGCAAAGAUUUGUUCAAUAGUUCCAGAUAUUCAAUGACUAACAUUAUUUUAGCAAUAAGUGGUCUAGAAGUUUAACGGAGAGAUAGCUUAUUUAAGUUACAUAGCUAUGUUAUCAUAAUUUUAGCUACUACCGAAAAAUAUUAGAGAAAUACAAAACACGCAGGCUCUGUAUGAGACUGUGAAUAGACCCGACAAUUAUAGUUAUAUAUACUCUUAUUUCUUAGAGAAAUAAAUAAAUAUCUAUGUUUCUAAGAUCUUAUAAAGUUAAUAAAUAACUUAUUAUGGAGUCUUUACUGUUAAUUUCAACUUGAUGAGUGUACUUAUACAGCUUUUAAAAUAUAUUUAUCUUUGUGCGUGAUUUGUUUACCCCACAAAUGUAGUGUCAUUUUUGAUCAUUCCAUUUUACGAUCACAAACUAUAUUUAAAGGUACUUGAAUACCUCAAUACCAAAUCAAUGUAAAGAUAUUCGUUUGAUUUAGUGAAUCUUUUUUUCUUUACUUAAACUAUUACUUCAUGACUCAAACUUUAACGGAAAUUUAGAUAUUGAACUAAAAAAUACUUAUUUUGGAGACAUCUGAAUUGUUUAAAGAUUAAGGUACUUAUUAGGUGUUUUGAUAUUUUACUGUGAUAGAAAUUAGGACUAUUAACUAUGAAAAACAAUGUUUUCGUUGCCAUUCUAGUUUUCACCCAUGUUAUCAUUUUAAUAUCUUAAAACAGCUGCACUGGCAGCAAUGUACCUACAUUCAUACAUUAUGUAAGUAUGUAAAAUCGAAAAAGUUGGUGAUGUAUGUUUUAGAUGAUAAAAUGUGUACAUGAACUAAGCUAUCGCUCGAUAGUUUCCGGAGGGCCUUCUACAAAAAAAAACUAUAUGCGGGCCAAAGAUCGUCAUUCAUAAUAUAUUAACCUUUAUUUUAGUCCUAAAUGCAUUUAAAAACAAGGUCAAUACGACGAGCUGCACCUCUUUGUGUUAAUAUUUUUAAUAGGAGAGCCCAGUUUCUUGCCUUGCCAAGAUUAAACUCGGAACGAUAUCACCAAAAGUGGCAGACCGCUGCAUUUCUCGAUUUUACUUAAUCUUAUAUCCAUCAUCGUUAUUGGAAUUCAAUUGAAAUAUCUUAAAUGUUCAUUUAUGGAAAAUCCAUUUACAUUACAAAACAAUGAAGUUUAUAAUUAUUAUUUUUUCAAUUACUGUUAUAUAAAUGUAUGCACACCAUUAAAAUACAUAAAUACGAAUACAUGGUAUUUACGUCACACACCCAACAUAGUUCCUAGAUGAUAAAAUAGGUGCAUUUUAUUUUAAGUACUUUAAAUGAAAAAUUUGUAGCAUGCUCCUUUUGGUUUACGUGUACCAAAAUAUUAUGUUUUAAGUAUAGUUAUAAAUAAUAUAGUAAUUUAGAUACUUUUUAUUUAUUUCCGCGAAUCAUUAUUUCAAUAAGUAUGUUACAUACGUGUUAACAUCUUAUGAUCCUUAUAUUGUUAUAAAAUAUUUAAAGAAAAGUAAGUACAAAAUAUUUCUUAUGGAAUGUCUACGCAUUGUACCUACCUAGCGAACUCAUAGCUUACCCAUAGCGCAGAUUUGGAUUUUGGCUGUUUUUUUCUUUAGUAACUGUUCGUAUUAUUUCAAUAUCGUUGCUCAAUUUUAUUUCAUUUUAUUUAACAGCCCUAUCUCUAUUCAGAGUAAAAAGGUAGAUAGAUUCUAAAGACAAUUUUUGCGAAACUACUACAUAAUACCUAUAUGUAGAUACUUUUGUUGUAGACAUGUUGUAGAUAGUAGGUUACCCGUUAAAAAUAGGGUUCAAGUUCGAUGGGUACAAUAUUGUACUUAUGUUCUAAAAACAAUUUAUAUUCAACUUUCUACUUUGAUCUGAUAAAAAAGUUCUUUCUACUAAAAAUGGAAAAUGUUACAUUCCAUGACUCUGCAGCCAAAUAUUCAACAUAUUAAAAAUGGUGGUAAUAGAAAUAAGUUCUAUUUAUUUCAAAAAGGGAAUAUGUAUUGAUAUAAUUCAGCACACACACACACACACACACAUAUCACCCAUCAGUAUAAUAGGUUAUGGUAUUAUUAUAAUUCACAAAGUGAAUCAAGGCCUGGAGCUUUGUUUUGAUAUUCUCGUUAUAACAUAAUUUUAUUAUGUAAAGAAUGGUAUUGUUUUUUAUUGAAAUGUGAUUUUGAUAAAUUGCUACCUAUCAAUAAUUUUGUAGAUAGUUAUUUUUAAGGAAAUUUAUGUUGAGAUAGGUUUGAAGAAAAAUAUUGUAGCUAGCUCCAUCUGUGUAUGAGCUGAUAGCAAUGUUACUUAUUUAAAAUAAAUUUAUAUUAAUAAUUA